Cryptococcus wingfieldii CBS 7118 is the source of this 648-nucleotide messenger RNA. Its product is annotated as GTP-binding protein ypt3. The record is from RefSeq and is a predicted model, not a curated record. The transcript has 6 exons. NCBI's taxonomy places the organism in Eukaryota, Fungi, Basidiomycota, Tremellomycetes, Tremellales, Cryptococcaceae. Bases 1 to 648 code for a protein of 215 amino acids. Gene Ontology annotation, molecular function: GTPase activity; GTP binding. Gene Ontology annotation, biological process: exocytosis. Gene Ontology annotation, cellular component: recycling endosome.
AUGACAGAGAGCAACUACGACUAUCUAUUCAAGGUCGUCCUUAUUGGUGACUCUGGUGUCGGUAAAUCGUAUGUAUCGUCGCUGCUCUCUCGAUUCACCCGAAACGAAUUCAACCUCGAGUCCAAGUCCACCAUCGGCGUCGAGUUUGCUACCAGGAGUAUCAAUGUGGACAGCAAGACAGUCAAGGCCCAGAUCUGGGAUACUGCCGGACAAGAACGAUACAGAGCUAUCACUUCCGCCUACUACAGAGGAGCUGUCGGUGCCCUCUUGGUGUACGACAUUGCCAAGCACCAGACCUACGAGAACGUUCAGCGAUGGCUCAAGGAGCUCAGGGACCAUGCCGACGCAAACAUCGUCAUCAUGUUGGUAGGAAACAAGAGCGAUUUGAAGCACCUGAGAGCGGUAUCUACAGACGAGGCCAAGCAAUUCGCUGCCGAGAACGGACUCUCAUUCAUCGAGACAUCUGCCUUGGACGCGUCAAAUGUCGAGUCUGCUUUCCAAAACAUUCUCACUGAGAUCUACCGGAUCGUCUCUUCCAAAUCCCUCGAGUCCUCUGGCGAUGUCAUCAAGCCCUCGGGUGGCGAAACCAUCCUGGUCACCCCCACAGCCGACGAUGGCGGUGCCAAGGCCGGCGGUAAGUGCUGUUAG